AUGGUGCACAAGAUUUCUCCGAGCUGUUCGGUGUUCGAGACCAACCUCAAGGCCUUCUCCUUCGAGGUGGUCGUGGCGGGGCUGGUGCUGCACCUCCAGGGCUCUAGCUUCGAGGAUAGCCUCCGAUGGAUCGCCACCCUCAAGGCGGCCAUCAACAACAGCCCCCCCGAUGAAACCGACCCUCUCUUGUCCGAGGCCCUGCGACUCGAGGACACCUUCUACUACGCCGACUUCGAGACGAAGCAGCCCUUGGGUGUGGUCCUGGAGCGGUCCAAGGAAUGGGCCAUCGUCAAGCUCGCAAACCCGGAGCUAAGCCAGGUUUCUGUCGGCUCUGCGCUCGCCUCCGUCAACGGUGAGUCGGUGGUGCUGAAGGCCUACGAGGAAACGAUCGCCAUGCUCACGGGGUGGAAGCCACCGCUGAACCUUAUCUUCCGACGAGCUCCGGUGAAGGAGGGCUGGCUCAAGAAGGCCGGUGUCGGCAAGAAGGCCUCGAAGUGGAAGAACGUCUGGGUCGACCUUCGAGAGGGGAAGCUUUCGUGGUUCAAGCUCGGCCCCGGCGGGACGUUGUUGGGGGCGAUGCCGAUGAUCGGGUCGGCGGUGGCUCUUGAUCCUGAAACCGAGAAGUUUCUUCGAAUACGUUACUUGAAAAGCAGCAGAGAAGACGACCGGAGCGCGGUGGACUACUCCGGUGAAGAACCGACCGUGCCGCGUGCGAGAGGGCAGCCGACAAAACAGCGAACUUAG
Molecule: messenger RNA, 744 nt
Organism: Ectocarpus siliculosus
Lineage: Eukaryota; Phaeophyceae; Ectocarpales; Ectocarpaceae
Source: the annotation of a GenBank genome assembly